UAUCCGUCCCAGCACUGCGGAGGCCACCAGCAGCACCCCUGCAGGAGGAGGCGUUGUCGUAGCAGCAGCCGCAGCAGUAGCAGCAUUGGUGUGAACAGCAGGAGGAGGAGGGUCCCCGGAGGAGGCCCGCCGCCGGCCACAUGAACCACCCGCCUGGACGCCCGCCGCCCCGCCUCGGAGAAAAGGUCAAGCAUAUCAUCGCCGCCAGGAUGCUCUGCUGCGGACGCAAAAAGGAGAACCACGAGGGUGACCUGGUGGUGUGCGUCGAAGGCGGCAGCGAGACGUGGGGUCCCCGGGUGGGGGCGGUCAGACCCCGGCUGGCGCCGGGAGCCCCCGCUCCCGAAAUGGUUCUGCAGGGGGACUUCCGAAAGGUGAGCGGCAUCUCGAGCGAGGUGUUCCGCCAGAUCGAGGCCGUCGAGCGGGAGUACGACGCCACCACGGCGGCCCACCUGGAGGCCGUGCAGAAGCGCGGCGAGAUGGUGGUGCGCGUGCUCGACCCGCGCUGCCUGGGCCGCGCCGGGGCGCAGGCGGCGCGGCGCUACGCGCAGGGCGGCACCGCCUUCGUCGAGAUCGUCAAGCGGCCCGGGCAGACGCUCGGGCUGUACAUCCGCGAGGGAGACGGAGUGCGCACGCAGGAAGGGGUGUUCAUCUCUCGCAUCGCCCUGGAGAGCGCGGUGUACCACUCGGGUCUCCUGCGGGUGGGCGACGAGAUCCUUGCCGUGAACCUGGUGGACGUGCGCAACAUGAGCCUGGACGACGUGGUGAUCAUCAUGUCCAUACCGCGCCGCCUGGUGCUCGCCGUGCGCUCCAAGGGCGCCGGCGGUCCCGGAGGACGCUCGGGGGCGCUGCCUCCCGUGCCGGCCAUGGCAGCCGAGAGGCAGCGGCCGCCCGUCGUCAUCGUCAAGAGGGGCGUCCAGGAAGCCGAGGACGACCUCCACAGCGAGAAUGGCAUGGGCGGCGGGGGUGGCCUGAUGGAGAACCCUUACUACAGCAGCACGGUGCCGGUGCGGAGGCAACCUCAGCCCCCGCACCGCUACCCCAAGACCCUCGAGAGCCUGGCAGAACAGGUGCACGCCUUCCGGGACAGCCCGCACAUGGAGCGCUCAUCGGCGGCCAGGAAUAGGUACUGGGACGAACACGACCGAGGCAUGUCGUCGCGGCGGCUUCUGCGCACCGAGAGCGAGCAGCGGCUGAUGCAGCCCGAGAUGAUGAUGCAGGGCCCGCACGCGGGCCGCUAUUACUCGCUCAGGCCUUCGGCCACGGGCGGUGGCAUGGUCUCCCUGCACCACGCGGCGCACCACCAACAGCAGCAUCAUCAUCAGCAGCAGCAGAUGGCGCCCGGGGGCAUCCUGCGGCGCCGGUCGCUCAUGGAGAGUUGCUCGGACACCGAGGUCCAGUCCGGCAGGAGACCGCCUUCGGCCAUGGGCGGGGCCUCCUACAUGGCAGCCCCAACACACGGGCAACACCCGCGCACGCUGACAGGGCGCUCCAACUCCCUGCCUCGCGGCGUGGCACUCGGGGUGCUGGACCCGCGUCGGGCGCUGCGUCACGGUGUGCGAUUCGAGCGCGCCGCCUACGACUCGCAAGAGGACAGCGACGGAGCCCUCUCAGCGCCGGAGCUGCCUUCGGGGAGGCCUCGCAGGCCCAAGGUGUCGGCCAGCGGUCCCCUGGCGGGUCCCAUGAUGAGCGGCGGGGGCACGCUGCCUGGCGUUUUCUCAUCGUCCGAGUACCGGGCCUGGAUGCGCCGCGCGCCGUCCACGUCGGCACUGUACGAGCGCGUGGGACGCCUGUCCUCCGCGGCUUCUUCCACCGGCCUCGGCGGCAGGGCGGGGGGUGGAUCCCUGCUGCACCAGCAGCACCCGCAGCUGUCGUCGUCGUCUUCCGGCACGUCAUCGCUGAGGCGGCCCCUGCCCCGGGUCGCCCACAGCGCCGAGAGCCUGCUGGACUCGCUCAGACAGGAGCAGCAACAGCUACAGCUCCAGCAGCAGCGCAGCAGCCUCCUGUCGGGCCUGCCGGCCUGGGGCUCGAGCAGCCUAGACCUGGGCUCGAGCGCCGGAGGCGGCGGCAGCCUGCGGCCCAUGGGACGCUCUUCGUCGCUGCUUUUUCCGCGGCCGCUGCGGCUGCCGCACGCCCUGAGCCUCGACUACGUGCGCGCCGAGGAUCGAGCCCUGUGUCUCAACCCCAGAGAGUUCCUCAAGUACAGGCCCGAGAAGGAGAGCGAGUCCGUGCUGGCGGGGGCCUUCAGCGGGCUGCUGUGGCUCCACCUGCUUGGCGCCCGCGGACUCAGAGGACAUGGGCCCCGAGACCUGUACUGCGUCAUCGAGACGGACCGGGCCCACAAGGCACGCACCGUCGUUCGCUCGGGCGACCACUCCUUCGACUGGGACGAGGUGUUCGAGCUGGACCUGGUGGACAACACGACGGUGUCGUUUCUGCUCUACAGCUGGGACCCGCAGUCCCGCCACAAGCUCUGCUACAAGGGCACCGUGCACCUGCUGUCGGCGCUGCGCGAGGCGCCCGCGCACAGCCUCGCCCUGCGCCUGGAACCGCGCGGGGCGCUCUACCUGAAGAUGCGCUACCGCGAUCCGCGACACACGUUCCAGCGGACGCCCAACUACAGCGGCGGCGGCGUGUUCGGCGCGCCGCUCGACGCGCUCGUCGCGCGGGAGAAGGGCACCGUGCCGCUCAUCGUGCACCGCUGCGUGCAGCAGGUGGAGAAUCGCGGCCUGGACAUCGUGGGCAUCUACCGUCUGUGCGGGUCCGCCGUGCGCAAGCGAAUGCUUCGCGAAGCCAUCGAGCGUAGCUGCUCAGCCAGCGGACCCCACUGGAAAGUGGACCUCUCCGCGGAGCACGUGCCCGACAUCAAUGUCGUCACCAGUCUUUUGAAGGACUACCUUCGCGAGCUUCCCGAGCCUUUGUUCACCAAGGGCCUGUUCGACAUGCUCGUAGACGGGCUGAGCGUUUGCCUGCCAGACGACCCCGAGGGCAACGCCAAGCUCAUGUUCAGCAUACUCGACUGCCUGCCCAAGGUCAACCGGUGCACCGCCCUGUUCCUGCUGGACCACCUGAAGCUGGUGAGCAGCCGGAGCGAUCGCAACAAGAUGACGUCACGCGCCCUGGCCGAGUGCUUCGGCCCCGUGUGCGUGUGCCACGCCGAGACGGGGUUCCCCGUCUCCGACCUGCGUCGCCCCAUCGAGGUCUUCGCCUACCUGCUCGACAUCUGGCCGCUCAACAGGGCCGCGUUCGUGGCCGCCAGCGGCAGCGACCUGCGCCCCUCCCUGGGCGCCAGCAUCGCCGCGGGCAGCGGCCUGGGCGGAGGCUCGUCGCUUGGGGGCAGCACCUACCUGACCAGCUCGUCGUCGUCGUCGCACAUGGGCGGAUCGCUGGGCGGCGCUUCCAGUGGCCUCUACUCCACGGCUGGCAUCUACACCAGCGGCGUGCAUACUGCGGGCUCCGGCAACUACAGCAGCCGCACGAGCGAGCUCGGGGGCGGUGGCGGCGGCGGCGGCAGCUACACGAGCUCGGCAUUGAGCAACACGUACUCAAGCUCCGGCGGGAUCGGAAUCUCGGUGCCCAUAACCACAGUGCCGGGCCUGUCAUCGCUGGGCGCGUCCGACAAGCUGACGACCACCGUCACCGCUCCAUCUUCUUCGUCGUCGCCGCCUCGCGAUUCGACGUCCAUCACCACCACCGCAUCGUCCACGAUGACCAGAGAGCGGCCCGAGCCCCGAGAGCGGUCCGAGCACCGCGAGCGGUCCGAGCACCGCGAGCGGUCCGAGCACAGGGAGCGGUCUGAGCACAGGGAGCGGUCUGAGCACAGGGAGCGGCCCGAGCCUCGGGAGCGCUCCAUCUUGGCUGACGCCAGCAGCACGCUCGAGAGAGGAGCGAGCGGGCACCUCCUCAAUUCGACGAGGGACAGGGUUUGUGACGUCACGGGCGGUGCCAACCCGUCGGCGAGAGCCACGGGCUUCGGCGGAGCCAACGGCAUCGGAAAUGCCUCCGGGAUCGUCGGAGUGAACGGCGGUGGCGGCGCCGGGGCGAACGGAGCGGGAGCGAACGGAGGUUUGGGUUCGUCGAUCUCCUCCGUCGCAGCGCAGGGCUCGGAGUCGAGGCCCGGCGACGCGUCGUCGGCGGCUGACAGCAAGCCGUGGCCUAGCCAGAGAUCAUCACUGCCAGAAUCUGCCUGUUGAUCCCGUGCCAUUGUUUCGGUUUUAUUCCCUUCACCUACGUUCUUUGUUUCAUCCGCGUCUCGCGCUCCAGCCGUCGUGUGCGGACCGCGUGACACACCGGGAACGGACCGACAGCAGUCGCGGUGCGAUUCCCCGUGCGAGCAGGGAUGGCGUUAGAGCUGUGUCACGCCCUCUCUGUAAUCCUGUUUCGCGCUCUCCUGGUCGUCGUUGUGGCAUCUCGUCGACUCGUGCAUCGUUUCCUCCUCCCACGGGACGAGCUGUCCUGUUCUGAUUUCCGCAUUAGAGCGGUUUGUUUUGUUCUCUUUGACCUCGAUGAGAGUCUACGCGCACAGGAAGCGCACUACGGGCCAUGGUGUCUAAAAAAAAAAAAAGGCCGCACUGGCGAAAGUAUAAAAGAUUUCCCUCUCAGCACCAGAGGGCGUCGCGAGUAAGGUCCCUACCUUAGUCGCGCCAUACGCCUAGCGCCACCUGUCGUGAGGAAGUGGAAGCAUGUCGGUCCGGGCACGCGACUGACGAUGCCUGCCGGUCGUUUGCAAUUCGUUAGGUCUGGCGGCGGCCUGAGACGAGUUCGCAAUACCGGAUGGUGAUGACGUGGCAAUGACGCAACCGCGGGUAUCGCCGCUACGCUAUUCGCUGGACUCGUAUGAGACAUCCCCGUGGCACGGCCUGAUCCGCAAUAUUAGAGAGUUUUUUUAGAUCAGGGGACGCAAGCGGCUUGCGUCCCCUGAUCUAAAGUUCUCUAUUGACUAGCAUGCUCUGCAGCGCGCUAUGGUUAGGCGCGACAUUUGUUUCUCCAACGUUUACCGCUUUUUGUGAGACAUCAGGGAAGAUAACGUUUCUUUUUUCAGCCUCGCAAUCAGAAUGGGAAGCCGUGUUUUCACUGCAGCCUUACGGAUGUAUGGUUUCGUUUUUAGCAGGUGACUUUACACCCUGCACGAGACUUUCGACAACAGAAGGAAAGGCAGACGGCACUGCCUCACGUGUUCACUUUCUUUCCUGGCUCCUUGCAGAACUGCAUUAUUACAAGCGUACUAAAGAGACGGGGCAAAGAGAAGAAAUAGGGGAGAAAAAAAAAGACGGCGGCAAUGUUCCCGUGCUGGUUUUUUUGGAAGCUUCAAUCUCGGUAUCACUGGCACCCUAACACCCCCUUGUGGUUAGAACGUUUUUCUUCGAAGCAGCCACAGUCUCAUGUGUAGUGCGAGAUGCAUCGAUCCAUUUUAAAGAUGAGGUGCGCCUCAAUAAAUAUUACUGAUCCCUUUUCCGCGGGCUAGCCAAAAAUCGCAGGCGCUGCAACACGUCUUUACUGAGACUGUAGUAUGCUUUGCGUCGAUAUACGAAUGCUUCACCGCAUCCCAUCAGCUCCGCAAGCUGUAAAACACGGGGUUCGAAAUACAAAGUAUAAAAAAAGAAGAAAGAAAUCAAGAACUAGCCAGCAGCUUAGUAGGAAAGUUUCGUUCGGGUUCUCCAAAUAUACAUAUGAUCCACAGAAAUUCUGUCAAUUAUCUGUGAACUUAUUUGAAUAUAUAAGUUCCACCCGUCUUUCGUGUUGCGUCUUUUCCGGCUUAUCAAGCCUUGUCUCACAGGAAGAGCGUUUUUCUUUUGUAUUGUAGAACCGCGUUUUACUAAUAAAGCUAAGCCUAUACUUUCGCUUUAGACUCCCUUUAACUUCACCCGCCUCAUUUUGUGUCGCUGUGACAGUCGUUCUCAGCGCCAUGCUUUACGAAACACCGCUACAACGAUAAAAGAACCGCAUCACUGGGGUUAAGUCUGUGUCCGGCCUACCCAUACCCAGACAGUGCGCUGAUUAGAACCAACGACUACUUCACGCGUACGCUGUAGUUUUACGCAUCCGAAGCGACCAGAUAAGCUGCGCGUUGUGCCGGACCGUGAUGACACGGGCGGAGACGUUACGUAACACGAGCUUCAUUUCACGCGAGACGCCGGGCCACGUUUGUGUUCGCUUUUUUUUUUUCUUGUUUCUUCUUGAAGGAGUCGCGGAUGAUCAGCAGACCGGAGAGCCUUAUGUGUACGACGGACACUGUACCGUACUGACCAUGCACUUCUGCUGCGUGACAGAAGUGGACGUAAAAGGAACGCGAGAUGGAACCUCGCUGCCGGCAAUAGUACGGUGCAGUGGCUCUUGCUGCGUCAGCGAUGCAGCCACCGACGUCGCGCCUCGCCUAUUUCAGUCUCAAAGUGCGGAAACGUUUGUACCUUCAUUUCGAAUGGCGUGUGAGCUGCGCCGGGUUUCGUUGGUAGAUCCCGAUGGUUGAUUGCCGUUUUGAACGAAUGUUUUCGGGCCACGUCCGGAGGACGAUUUCUGUAUAGAACACAUGUGAGUGGCGCCAUGUUUGCGGAUGUUCCCUUCGUUUUUUUUUUCUCUUCGUUUAUUUCAAGUGCGUACAACGGUUGUGACAUUUUAUCUUGUGAAUGAGUCUGUCGUACGAUGCACUGUAGCACGUUCAAUCACCCUUGUUUCUCGUCUAUGUGUACGGUCUCUUCGAUCAACAAUAGCCUCUCUACUGUAUAUUGCUGAAGUGUGAGGCACUGCCCUCGACUCUGUGAAAUCGCUGCGCUGUAUGCAAUGCCGUGACGUAACACUUAGACCACGGCCAGACGACCGGCAGCCCGGACUUCUGCAUUGCCGUAUUUGCAUUCGCUUUUGCAGAGCGGUUGGUUCCUUGCGUCUGUCGAACAACAACUUCGUUCAACGUGUUAAGCAGAAGAAAAAACAACUGUUCAAACUGUCUCCUUGCUCUAAGCAGAGGGUAGACUCAUCAAUUGGAAAGGGUAUGCUCUUGCGAGAGUUGUUUAUUCUUCAACGGAAAGACAUGCCGUAGCACCGAACGUAGCUUAGAUGUUUUCCACAGUUUCAGACGCUGGUUUAAGUUUCGUGAAGGCCGCUAUACAGUCUUUCGUAAUUGGUACACACGCACGCAGUUGCGUACGAACUCACUUAGGGGUAAAAAAAAAAAAAAAAACUGGCGCUGCAGUCGCUCGAGCACCGUGGGAAUUAUGGGAAACAUGGGCUUCAGUAAGGCAUUUUUUUUUUCACUCGCGCGUUGUACUUCGGAUACGAUUCUUCAGUCUUGUAUCUACGAUUUAUUUCGCUUUUCAUAUUCUGGUCGUUUAGUGUUCUUCGCACGAGGUUUACAGACAUUUUGUAUCCAUUGCGAUAUUAUGCACUCUCACAAAGAGGUACCAUACCGACCUGGUGGCGCUGCCAUCGCUAGCGACACACUGCGUGAGCAGAAGAACGCCGUUUCCAGAGAAAAACGGUAUGUUCGUAACUUGGGAGCACUUCAAAGCAUGCCGGCUGUCUGUAGCACCAUCUUUUGUUCAGAAAGUGCGCCUUAAAGCAGUUGCCAACGUAUUCCGAUGAUUUCGCUGCUGAAAGGGUGUCUGCGCGACUGUGGUGGCUUUGUGCGUUCUGCCAUCGACCAAAGCGAUUCAGUGCUUGUACUUCCCAUGACAACCGUGCUGAUCGAAGCGCCACGGCUGAAACUCUCAAACGCACUAGCACCAUAUUUCCCCCUAGGUGAGUUUACUAAAGUCUGGGAACAUGUCUUAGCCUCCGAGAUCGGGCAGCGCAAUGUCACAGCGUCCGUAUUCUGGAAGGCCAUGGGCACAUGCGGGGAACACUCAUCACUGUUCAGCGUGUGAGAAAAGCGAGUAGCUUCGUCCUUUACUUUUGGCGCAUGAUUCUUGAGUUCAUCGACCGGUAAAUUCCUUGCUCGAUAAAUAAGUAACGACAGCCACAGAACAUGAGCGAGGAUUUUUUUUUACUUGUUUUUAUUUUCUUCGCGUUAAGUGAAGGCGGAGAAUCUCAAAACCCUACAGAACGUACGGUCAUAUGUCAAAGCGCCCUAAAUAAUUCACCGCAUUACUUGCUUUUACGAUGCACUUUUGGUUUCGGUACCCAGGAAGCGGACGCGUUAUGACGUCAUGAUACACCGGCUCGCUCUGCCCGUGCAGGCGUUGCGGCUGCCAUGCACAAGCUCAGCAACAGUAAAAAAAAGAAAAAAAAGAAAAGAAAACGUGCGCAGUGCUUUGUUUUCCUGCGAGCAACGUCAUUCAUAACCUAGCUUUAUUGCUACACAAAGUCAAGAAAUUUUGCUCUGUGUCAUGACGCCACAAUAAUGUCCGCGAAGUGAGCUCCGCCAUUUCAAGACCAACUUAAGCGUGAAAUAAAAAAAAUAUCUUAUGUUUUCCAAGGAUUCACACUUGCCAAAUGUAAUCCUUUGACACGCGAAAAGCGUAUGGUACAGCGCUUUUACAAGUUCGAAUAACGUGUGUGAGUACUCCUCUAUUAAAAUGACAGACCGCCUCAACUUGCAGGGUCGAAGAAGCAGCAAUGAGAGAGGCACUCAUUAAAUAUACAUAUACGAUGGCGCAGAAAACCACAAGCCAUACCUCUCUUACCUUACUACCAGCUCUGAUGGUUACUCCGACACUUUCAAUCGCGCAUAGCUUGCACGCCCCCUUCCUGUUUUUUUUUUUUUUUUUUUUUUUGCUCUGAUGCUAUAGUGUUCCUAAUCCGUCUCCACGGUAGCGUACGCUUUUCCACCCGUCAAUCAUUGUUUAUUUUUUCUCCGAGCGGCGGUACUAACCGACCGCCGGGCCACGAGCGGGGCUGCAAUACUAUCUGGCAUUCGAUUUCGCCCAAUACAGUUCGAUCGUUGCCUUGUGAGCUCGCACUGUGGCAACGUCACUCUCUGAGCCAGGCGUGAAAAGGCUCGAGAAACGAUGUUUAUUGACCAUGUGCACCGCGUGUGUAAGGAUAGUGCACGUUUGAUGUAAGGCCCUCUCCUCCGAUUCCCGACUUUCCUAACGCGCUGUUCCCCAGUAGUGAAGAAAAAUCUACCAUAGGCCGUUUCAAACUCGUUCUGCACUAUGUGGUGGGAAACUGUAUGAUUGGGCCUUGCACAGGCAAACGGUCGUCGUGUGAAGAUGGACUAUAUGUACUUAUAAAUGGUUGAUAAACACGUGACACUCUUGUUCGAACUCACUCCUGGCGCCAACGCGCCUGCUAUCUGUUUAAAUAGAAUUGUGCGUACCCCGUUGGUUACUAUGUUCACCGAUCACUGCAGACCUACUCAUGCGCUACACUUCAGGCGACACGAUUUUGCUUCGGUCCACGACUGCUGCGAGUUACCACCCGUCAACAACCUUUCGACGCGUCGCUGAUACACAAACACAGCACACACAUAAAAACAUACGCACGCACGAAAACGCGCGCGCAUCAUUGACAGUCACUCACAACUAUUUCCUACGUCUCUCUCUCUCUCUCUCUCUCACACACAUACGCACAAUCACGCAAAGCCAUGCUCGGGCACGCACAUUUUUUUUUUUAACCAAUGCUUAAAGUUGGCUUUCCCCCAUAAAUACUAUUGCUGCGGCGAAACCAACACCUCUGACGUAGCGUGGUGCGGGCGCUUUCCAGGUGCCACGCACAUUGCACACGCGAUACGUUUUUUUGCCGAUCUUUGCAGAUUCAAGCACCAAUUUCGACAAUUUCGGCCGCGCUCGUCAUUUAAACUUGAACGUAAUUCAGCGUUCGUCAAUCUGCAUUGAGCACGACGGCCUUCUACUUGUGCAAGGUUCUGUCUCUACGACUGACGAGGACACUUCGCACGAAGGCUUCUUCGAAAUCGAAAUAUAUCCCCCACUUUUCGUUGUACGCGAAGUAAAGCGUUGAUCUAGUGGCGUUAGCUGUUGCGAAACUAGGCUUUUAUUUCCGCGAUAGUUGUAUAAAUUGCGUUCUCCGGCAGUGUCUUUUUGUCAAAUUACUUACGUUCGCGAAUAGAACUGUUACAGAAUUAAAAAAAUAAUAAUAAAAAAUACCGGGGAGGGGAAUGUUUUAUACGUAUCCACGUCGCAUUUUUUGCGUGCGUUUCGUGGGAGGUGGUUGGUUGAGCGAAAGUCUUUUUUCACACGUUUUUUUUAAUUGUUUGCUCUCUGUCUGUCUGUCUCUCUAUCUAUCUUUUUUAACAUUUCUUUUUCUCGUGGUGUGAAUGAGUUUGGGGUCGUUGUGUCACUUGAGUAAAAAAAUAAACAAACCAAAAAAAAAAAACGCGAAAGUUCUGCGCGCGGCUUGUGUGAGUAGCGAACGUGUAUUUUUGACGCACUAGACAAGACGUUUUCGACUUGCUGCACUGGAUGUUCGGUGAUGUUUUCUCACUACGUUCGCUCGUAUAUGUUUUGUUAGGUGACUCUGUUUCCCAUACGCUCCUACCUAUUUCCCUCUUGCCCUCCCCCCCAAGGAAAGUUGUUAGAGAUAAUAUAUAAAUAUUAUAUAUAUAUAAUAUAUAUAUAUAAAGACCCCUUUUUUAUUGUGGCAGUGUGAAUUUUUGUAUUCUCGCCGCUGUGCCGUUGAGCGCCUUUGAAAAAAAAAUAAAAGAGGCGUUGGACGGGCGCUUUCAUGCUGUUUUCAGUCCGAGGCAAUGUAUUUCAUGUGCAAUGACGGCGAGUGUGGGCCGCAAGGCUGAAUCGUGUUAUGUAAUUUAUUCACAUUCCUCGAGCGAAUGUUGUUGACGAGUGUAAACACCGACAUAGCGUCGCGUGAGUUCACCACGCGGAAGGCGUCGAAGGGGGCGGCCGGUGAAAGACAAUAACAAAUCUCCAAUCUGGUCCUCUCCGCAACAUUCCUAAUCAUUAGCGUGAAGUGUAUACCUGUUUGACUGAUCGCAAGGAAUAAUAAAUGAGUUUGAAAAUGAC
Molecule: messenger RNA, 10907 nt
Organism: Dermacentor silvarum
Lineage: Eukaryota; Metazoa; Arthropoda; Arachnida; Ixodida; Ixodidae
Gene: RhoGAP100F
Product: rho GTPase-activating protein 100F-like
Exons: 15
Coding region: 141-4190 (1349 amino acids)
Biological process (GO): signal transduction
Molecular function (GO): protein binding
Source: RefSeq, a predicted model, not a curated record